AACAAAAUCUACAAACAAUAUUAUGUUUUAAGUGUGUUCAAACAAAAAAAAGCUUAGAGUUCCUCGGCCUUACUGUAGUUUUUGCGACGUGACAUACGUGUUGAAUUGAGUUCAACAACAUCGCGAAAGGACGCUAUUUGUGUUGGUUAAAAGUUUAAUUCAACGUUCAUUUUGAAAAUGCCCAAACUGUGUUCAUUUGGAUGCGCUUUCAGUGGUGUCCCAAUGCAUCGUUUUCCUCAUGCUGAUAAGUUCCCUGAGCGUUUUAGGGCUUGGGUCAAUCUUGUUGGUGGGAAACUGGAAACUCCAGUUGAUUAUGAUUAUUACUCGAAAAAGUUAGUUUGCGACAUACAUUUUACUGCGAGAGAUCGAAACCGUAAUAAACGGUUAAAUGCAUUGGCAGUUCCAUCACUUCAUUUACAUGGAACAUCAGAUAGCAGUAUAUUGGGACCAAGUUUAGUUGAUGUCGGAAACCAACCUUCAACUUCACAUCAUUUCAAUACAGGUAAAAAUCUAUAG
Papilio machaon (common yellow swallowtail) is the source of this 516-nucleotide messenger RNA. RefSeq lists its product as uncharacterized. Lineage: Eukaryota; Metazoa; Arthropoda; Insecta; Lepidoptera; Papilionidae. The record is from RefSeq and is a predicted model, not a curated record. The transcript has 3 exons. Bases 178 to 516 code for a protein of 112 amino acids.